AUGGACGGGGUCGAUCUCACCAAGGCUGUGUUAAAUAAAGGGAAGCAGAUGGCCAGUGUGGCCGCAUCGGCCGCCAAUGGCAAUGGCGGUAAGAAAAGAAGAAAAGGCACCGACUUGAAGCCGAUCGUCACCAACGAAACAGCGGCUGAUGCUACAACAGAAGGAGCUCCCACAUUCGCCGUUCCGCAAUCGCGAUCCCCAUCCACCUCCUCCGUAGACGAAGUAGAGACGACCGCCGAAGAGGAGGAUUCCGAAGACUACUGCAAGGGAGGUUACCAUCCAGUGACGGUCGGUGAAACGUAUAACAAUGGUCGCUACGUGGUCGUGCGCAAGUUGGGCUGGGGUCAUUUCUCCACCGUCUGGUUGUCCCGCGAUACCACCACGGGGAAACACGUCGCCCUCAAAGUCGUUCGUUCCGCCGCUCACUAUACCGAAACCGCCAUCGACGAAAUUAAGCUACUGAAUCGCAUCGUCCAAGCGAAGCCAUCGCACCCUGGCCGCAAGCAUGUCGUCAGCCUGCUCGACUCGUUCGAACAUAAAGGACCGAAUGGGGUCCAUGUGUGUAUGGUAUUCGAGGUAUUGGGUGAGAAUCUACUGGGAUUGAUUAAGCGCUGGAACCACCGCGGCAUUCCGAUGCCGCUGGUGAAGCAGAUAACGAAACAGGUCCUCCUGGGAUUGGACUAUCUCCACCGUGAAUGCGGCAUCAUCCACACCGAUUUGAAGCCGGAGAACGUAUUGAUCGAGAUCGGGGACGUGGAGCAGAUUGUGAAGACAUACGUGAAGGAGGAGCAGAAGAAGGAGCAGAAAGAAGAUAAUCGCAAUGGCCGCCGGCGGCGUCGGACCCUGAUCACAGGGAGUCAACCGUUGCCCAGUCCGCUCAACACCAGUUUUGAUUUCAAACACAGCUCACAACACUCGCAUAGUAGUCUGAGUCAAAUGAUCAAUGAAGAGUCUGAACCCACAGAGAAGUCGUCCAUGAAAGAAUUGUUAGGCAUAAAGAACGAGGAUGAGAAACAAAAGCAACGAGAGAAGACCGCUGACCUACUGGAACGCGAGGUAUCCGGCAUCUCCUUAAACAAGUCUUCCGACGAGUCCAAAGAAGAACUGGAUUUCGAUAUUAUUUCAGUGAAGAUCGCCGACCUGGGAAAUGCCUGCUGGGUGGGCCACCACUUCACCAAUGAUAUCCAGACGCGACAGUAUCGCUCGCCUGAAGUCAUUCUCGGGUCUAAGUGGGGUGCGAGUACAGAUGUAUGGAGUAUGGCGUGCAUGGUCUUUGAGCUCAUCACGGGUGAUUACCUGUUCGAUCCGCAAUCGGGGACGAAAUAUGGCAAGGAUGACGACCACAUUGCGCAGAUUAUCGAAUUGCUAGGCCCCUUCCCCAAGUCGCUCUGCCUCGCUGGCAAGUGGUCACAGGAGAUCUUCAACCGCAAGGGCGAGCUGCGCAACAUCCAUCGACUCCGUCACUGGGCUCUCCCCGACGUCCUGCGGGAGAAGUACCACUUCUCGGCGGAAGAGAGCAUGCGGAUUAGCGAGUUCCUGUUGCCCAUGUUGGACAUCUCGCCCGAAAGACGCGCCAAUGCCGGUGGCAUGGCAUCCCAUGAGUGGAUUAAGGACACACCGGGUAUGGGUGACACCGGUCUGGGCAUUCCUCCGGGCAGUCGGGGCGAAGGAAUUGACGGGUGGGCGUCGGAGGUGAAGCGGAGAUAG
Molecule: messenger RNA, 1707 nt
Organism: Aspergillus alliaceus
Lineage: Eukaryota; Fungi; Ascomycota; Eurotiomycetes; Eurotiales; Aspergillaceae
Product: serine/threonine-protein kinase
Exons: 5
Coding region: 1-1707 (568 amino acids)
Biological process (GO): regulation of mRNA processing; protein phosphorylation; spliceosomal complex assembly
Molecular function (GO): protein kinase activity; ATP binding
Source: RefSeq, a predicted model, not a curated record